CCGGUGACCUUGCCCGCCGGCUCAGUCGCGGAGCGUGCGCUAAGCCCACUACCCGCCCGGCCCCCGCGCUCCCUACUUUAAACGCGGAUACAUAUCGAACAUUAACGCGACACAACACAAUAAACACAGCAUACACGGAACACCAUCGUGCUGUAAGAAACAACACAAAAAUCCAAAUAUAAACAACAGAAGCGACAUUUUAAAGGCACGUUCCAUAACCCAAGGAAAAUAUCCGAUAAAAUGAUUGUACGAAACUCCAGUGCGCAUGUGCAUGCCAACCCGGCUGAAUUGUGAUGUUCGUGUUGAUUAACAGUUACGUGCUGGUGUCGUGGUUCUCGUUUUAGUCGGUUAAUAAAUGAUGUGAGUUCAACAUAACAACAGGUACUCAAGAUUACGGUGCGUCUGAAAUCAAACGGCCAAAUGCUCUCGGGAUACGAACUGCAACCAACGUGCCUGAAUAUGAGGCGACCGACAUGCCACCGUGCAUCUCGGGCUUCUUCAAAAGCAUCUUAAGGCAGAUGCUCUCUGUCAAAUUCUUCUUUCUAGUCAGCAGUAUAAGCUUCCUGUUAUCUGUUGUGUGGAUACAAUUUACCAACAGACCAGAGCAAUACUCCGUCUCCGAGAGCCUGGUCCAAGAAGCACUCGAAAAUGGCGCGCGAGACUUCCGCUAUUCAGAUGUUUAUAGAAAGACCAGCAAACUUCCUAAAAACCUCAAGUAUAUGCUACUGUGGACAAGAGAAGACUUCGCGCCGUUCUAUUUUUUCGAGAAUGGCCAGAGGGCUUUCCUUAGGAACAAUUGUUCGGUGAUAAACUGCUACGUGACUGGCGAUAGAAAGUUCUUCGACGGUGAUCUCACCAAAUUUGACGCCAUCGCUUUCAACGGGCGUAAUAUGAAACCAUGGGAUUUGCCGAACAACCGAACGAUGGCACAAAAAUACAUAUAUUUUAACAUGGAAUCAGCAGACAACUACCCCGUGUGUAACAAGCGUUUUGAUAAUUUUUUCAAUUGGACAGCCACGUAUAAACUCGAUUCUGACAUACCGUUCGCGUAUUUGCAAAUUAGAAAUAAUUUCGGCGAGAUUGUAGGGCCUAAGAUCAAUAUGAACUGGCUAGAAGACUUACCGGAGAUCGAUGAGGAGUAUUCUUACAGGUUGUUAAAUAAAUCUAAGGCAGCUGCGUGGUUUGUUUCCAAUUGUAACAGUAGAAGUGGCAGGAAGGAGUUUGUUGAAAAAUUGCAGAAAGCUUUGGAGGUGUAUGGAUAUACCGUCGACAUUUACGGCAAUUGUGGACCUUUAAAAUGUCCAAGGAACAAAAAAGUUGAUUGUUUUACUUUGUUAGAGAGGGAUUAUUAUUUUUAUAUGUCAUUGGAGAAUUCAUUUGCCGAGGAUUAUGUCACGGAGAAACUUCUCACGGCGCUUCAGCACGAUGUUGUGCCCAUUGUCUUUGGUGAAGCGAAUUAUUCAAGAUUCUUGCCUCCAGGUUCCUUCAUUGACGGCACCAAAUACAAUAGUUCAGAUCUCGCUGGCAUCAUGGUAACAUUGAUGAACAAUCCCAAGCUGUACUGGGACUUCUUCAGAUGGAAAAAUGUCUAUAUAUACCAUGAUCCUUCCGAGACAGAUAAUGUUUGUGCAGUCUGUGCAGCAUUGAACAACAAACACAUGAUGAGUUCCAACAGCACGUACCCUAAAUUCAGGCAAUGGUGGAAUCCCUACUUUAAAUCACGGUGCUAGCAGGACUGACAUGAAUCUUAGGGAUCCUGUAUGUAUAAAAGCUGCUUCGGUUUUUGGAUGUUAAUGAUUACUAGAUAGUUGUUAAAACUGUAUAAAUAAUUUAAUUCUUUUAAAUAUUAAUUCUGUAUUUAUUUUGGAGACUGAGAUACAAGUAGGAUAAAUAGAUAUGUUACGUAUUAUUUAAUUAUUAUAUAUCAUAAGUUUUAACUUAUUGCCAAUUGUUCUUUGUUCUGAAGCAGACUCUGGGAUAGUGGCAGUCUUAAUCCAAAUAUUAAAAACUUGAAUUACUUCCAUAAACAAUAACGAUUAAAUAAACCAAAUAUAAGUAUAGUAAAAUACAUUUUAAACAUAAAGUUAUUAGAUAUUUGACUUUCUAAACGAGUGGGAUGAAAAAAUAUUCUGUAGGUAAUUUCCAACAGUAAACCUUUUAGUUGAUCAUGACAGUUUCAAACUGGCAUUAGUCUAAUUUGUGAUUUUAGUAUGAUUAACGUUACAUUGUUCGUGUUAAAUGUGUAUUUAUUGUACGAUGGCCAAAUAUUUAUUAAUAAAUUCAAGGUUACUUGAGCUGAUGUCAGUUCGAAAUCGUGAUCAGCUAAGAGGAAAUAUUAGUUACAAUAUUCAUUAAAAAAUAGGGCAGUUACCUACUUUUUUAAAAUACAUUUAUCAAAAUAUUAUGUCAUUAAAAAUUUAAGUGAAAAAGAACUUUCAAAUCCACGCUAUAAAUUUUUUGUUAUAGAGCUUUCAAAUUAGAAAAAUUGGUCGAAGGGGUAGCUGUCAAAUAAUAGUUACUUGUGUCAUUGAGCGUCAUCGGCCACAACACUACGGCAUUAGACAGAGAUAGCGCGAUAACCCCAUCACUUUUGCACACAAGAAUAUUUCAAGUACGAAUAACUUUUGUUUUUCAACCAAUUUUGAGCAAAUUUCACAGAAGAAUUUACUUUUGAUAAUUAUCCUAUUUUUACAAUAACGUACAAAUCAAAUGUAGGAAACUACUCUAUGGAAAUAAGUGAUCAUUGUUUUAUACUUUCUGCCUUCAUCAAAUGCCUUAAAAAUAAAAGGAAAUUACUUAAAUGUUGAUUAUAAAUAAAGUUGCUAAAAGGGUUUUUAGUCUA
Manduca sexta (tobacco hornworm) is the source of this 2842-nucleotide messenger RNA. RefSeq names its product alpha-(1,3)-fucosyltransferase C. The record is from RefSeq and is a predicted model, not a curated record. Lineage: Eukaryota; Metazoa; Arthropoda; Insecta; Lepidoptera; Sphingidae. Gene Ontology annotation, cellular component: membrane. The coding region runs from base 474 to 1730 and encodes 418 amino acids. Gene Ontology annotation, molecular function: alpha-(1->3)-fucosyltransferase activity. The transcript is spliced from 3 exons.